Molecule: messenger RNA, 2916 nt
Organism: Lates calcarifer (barramundi perch)
Lineage: Eukaryota; Metazoa; Chordata; Actinopteri; Centropomidae
Gene: heca
Product: hdc homolog, cell cycle regulator
Exons: 5
Coding region: 378-2084 (568 amino acids)
Source: RefSeq, a predicted model, not a curated record
CGGUUAAUGUCGUAGAAUCCGAGCUUUCCCACAGGUCUUGAACGCAGCGUACAUGUUUGACAGCCAAUGGCGGGGGGCGGGGUCCCGUGACGUCAGGGGGUGGAAGAAAACAGCAGAGCAGGAAUCAAAACAAGAGACGGACACGCCUUCGCUCUUAAAGGUUAUAGCAGCUUAUUCGUUAUAACCGCUGCUGUCAGGGCUUUUACACAAACCCUGUCUGUCGUCCACGAGGAGAGUAACUACAACAACACAAAGAGAAAACACUGCAAAAGACACCAGAGCCCGCUGCAGAAAUGGAGUCCACAGAAAUGUCAGACAGCGUUGACAGCAGCCGCUGAUAGAGGUCGAAAAUAACACUGACAUCCGAAUCCUGUAAAAUGCCCAACCAGAAGAACAACAAGGGAAAGAAAAGCAAACGCACUAACAGUAGCGGAGAUGAGCAGGAAAAUGGAGCCUGUGCGGCCGCAACAGGAGGCGCGGCCGCGGCGGCUGCACCCAGAAACGAGCGCUCAAGUGAGGUCCAGUGUGCGACUCCUCUCGGCUGCAGCCUCAGCCGAGCCAUCGACCUGGAGAAGGACGACUACCAGCGGGUGCUCUGCAACAACGAGCUCUGCCCGUACGGCAACUGGAUGCACCUGCAGUGUUUCUACGAGUGGGAGAGCUCCAUCCUCGUCCAGUUCAACUGCAUCGGCCGCGCGCGGUCCUGGAACGAGAAGCAGUGCCGGCAGAACAUGUGGACCAAGAAGGGCUACGACCUGGCCUUCAGGUUCUGCUCCUGCCGCUGCGGCCAGGGUCACCUGAAGAAAGACACCGACUGGUACCAGGUGAAGCGCAUGCAGGACGAGCGCAAGAAGAAGCCGUCUGAGAGGAGCGCAGGCAGGACUGGGGCCAGUGGGGGGGCUGCAGGGUCAGGGGAUGGGCCUUUUGAGGAGCCUAAGAAAAGUAAGCCAGCUGGAGGAGCAGUUGGAGGAGGUAAACUAUCCCACAGAGCCUCUAGUCAGGAGUUACCUCGUAGACAAUCAGUGGACCGACAGAACUCUACAGAGAGAGGAGCAGCAGCAGCAGUGGGGGGAGGACAUGCUGCAGGAGGGCCCUUCCCUCUGGGGCCUCCUCAGAAAUCUCCAUGUGACUCCCCGGGACAAUCUCCUCCGACUGGCUUCUCCUUCUCCCCCACUGCUGCUCUCGGAUCAGGAGGCGGAGGAGCAGGUCUGCGGGGGUCCCGUCAGCUGGGAGAGUUCUUCAAAUCGGCCGUCCACAUGGACCCGCAGAGGAAACACCUCCUGGUCGGGGGAGGCCUCAGCAGGGGGAGCGGGGGCGGCUGCUCGAUGGGAGCCUCCGUCGGCAUUGGCGGGGGAGCCGGCGGCCCUCACCUCGACCCCAGCUCCGUUCUCCCCCUGCAGCUGUCCUUCGCCCUCCCGCUCCACCACCGCCUCACCUCCGGCGGCGUGGGCGACGGCACCCACCCUCACCCGGUGCAGUUCCUGAGGAGGCUGGACCUCUCAGAGCUCCUCACCCACAUCCCUCGACACAAACUGAACACCUACCACGUCCGCAUGGAGGACGAUGCUCAGGCAGGCCAGGGGGAAGAGCUGCGCAGGUUCAUCCUGUCGGCCCUCAGUGCGAGCCAGAGAAACGUGGUCAACUGCGCGCUGUGCCACCGGGCGCUGCCUGUGUUUGAACAGUUCCCGUUGGUGGACGGGACUCUGUUCCUCAGCCCCUCACGCCACGAUGAGAUUGAGUACGACGUCCCCUGUCACCUUCAAGGCAGGUUGAUGCACCUGUACGCCAUCUGUGUGGACUGUUUAGAAGGCGUCCACAAGAUCGUCUGCAUCAAGUGCAAGUCACGCUGGGACGGGAGCUGGCACCAACUGGGCACCAUGUACACCUAUGAUAUACUUGCUGCUUCGCCGUGUUGCCAGUGGGUUGCAGUGUUGCCUCACAGAGAGAAGGUUCACCCGGUGCCUUUCUGUGUGGAGUUUGCCUGUGUGGGUUCUCUCUGGCUUCCUCCAUCCAUCCAUCCAUCCAUCCAUCCAUCCAUCCAUCCAUCCAUCCAUCCAUCCAUCCGUUUUCUUCUGCUUACCUGAGGCCGAGACGCGGUGACAGCAGGCUGAGCAGAGUAUUCCAGGCGUCCCUUCUCCCCAGCAACACUUUCCAGCUCCUCCUGGGGGAUCCUGAGGUGUUCCCAGGCCAUAACGGGAUGUAUAAUCCCUCCAGUGGCUCUGCUCCGAGCCUCCCCCACACGUCUGAGCUCCUCACCUCAUCUUUAAGGCUGAGCCCCGCCACCUUACGGAGGAAACUGAUUUCAGCCGUUUGUAUCUGCAAUCUCGCUCUUACCCACAGUUCAUGACCACAGGUGAGGGUUGGAACGUAGAUCUGGUAAAUCAAGAGCUUUGCCUUCCGACUCAGCUCCCUCUUCACCACAGUGGUCUGCAUUACUGCUGACGCUGCACCAAUCCACCUGCCAAUCUCCCGCUCCAUCACAAGACAGCAACACCCAGAGGUACCUGAACUCCUUCACAUGGGCCAUUGUUUGCCUCUAUAUGUCAGCUCUGCGAUGGACUGGCGAUCUGUCCAGGGUGUACCCUGCCUCUCGCCCUGGGAUUGGCUCCAGCCCUUCCUCUCCCAUGGCCCUUUAAGGAUGAGUGGUAUAGAUAAUGGUUGGAUGGAUGGAUGGAUAGAAGCACAAAGGAGCAGCAAAUGGAAAUACUUCACUAAAGCACCUCAACACUGCACUGACGCACAGCACUUAUGUCAAACGUACUUAGUUACUUUCUACCACUGCAGAAAGCUCAUGUUCAUUCAGUCCCCUGUAGAAGACUGUGGGAUGUUGCUGAAAAGCUUGUUUGAGUUGAGAUUAUUUCAUCACACAUACUGUUCUCAAGGUCAAGAGUGAACUUCCCUCUCUUCCUCUGUGUG